This is a messenger RNA of Lotus japonicus, 1499 nucleotides long. RefSeq lists its product as uncharacterized. NCBI's taxonomy places the organism in Eukaryota, Viridiplantae, Streptophyta, Magnoliopsida, Fabales, Fabaceae. Gene Ontology annotation, cellular component: BRISC complex; BRCA1-A complex. Gene Ontology annotation, biological process: double-strand break repair. The coding region runs from base 76 to 1212 and encodes 378 amino acids. The record is from RefSeq and is a predicted model, not a curated record. The transcript is spliced from 13 exons.
AAAUUUGCCAAUAAUCCAGCACUUCAGCUUCUCUUUUUGCAGUGAAGUGUGCGUUAGAACUGUGAAUCGGGAAACAUGGCGGUUGGUGCAGAAAACGUGCCUCCGUUCAUCGCCGCUCAGCUCACUCACCUCCUCUCUCACUUCCCUCUCAACCUCAAGGUUGAACACGCUUGGUCCGGCGACAAGUACAACUCCGGCGCCUUCGAUCGCUUCACUCUCCUCAUUCCCUAUUGCCUCGACUUCAUCAAGUGGGAUGUGAUAUACAACGUGGAUUGCCCAAUCGCUGCACCUGAUGUUAUCUUCGGCGCCGAAGACGAAGAUUUCCAUCCCUUUCACAUGCUCCCUUCCGGUGAAGGUGCUUCCCUGCCGAGUAACUGUUUGUCCGAUUGGAACUACAAAGACCCUACGCGUCUCUUGGUUCUCAUUCAAUUUCUGAGAGAUCAGUAUGUGUUGUAUCAGAGGAAACGUGUUGAAGGAGUUGAUGAUGAACGGUUGAAAUUUGAAGUCAGCACAAUUGUGUCCAGGGAGGGAAUCGAAAUGCAUAGAAGUUCUGGUUUUGAGAAGUCAGAGGAGGUAAAAUUUGCUGUGCCCCUACUGGACAUGAACAUAAACAAGAUGGUGCCUGGCUGCCCCUGGAGAUAUCCCCAGAGAAUGCACUUACAGGUUGUAUAUCCUGUUGGAAGAAAAUAUUUGUCUGCUCCUUCCGCUCCUCGCCUGAAGUUAGUAUCUACUUCUGAGUUGAAGGCCUUAUUUUCCAUUGAUGAUGUCAAGCUACCUCCUUGGUUGGAUGGGAUGUGCUUGGCAGAAUAUCUUCCGAAUCUGGAAGAAUAUCUUGAGAAACAGGUCCUUGAGGCUGUGUCAUUAAUUGAUGUUAGAAGGCGCUUCAUUGAAGCAUUGGCUGGUCCACUUGGAAGACCGCUUGAAGCUGAUCCUGUCUUUUGCAGAAAGGCAACUUUUCUUUGUACAUCUGGAGCUUUCACAUUUCUGGCACACUUCCUAAUUCCAACUCAGUUUCCAAAGCAGCAGCCGACCAUUAUGCUUCAAAGUUCACAGCAUUUUAAUUCACAAACGACACCGAUAAAGUCACGUCUUAUAUCUGAUUACCCAUGGAGUCCGAGAUGGGAACCAUCACUGAUGGCUGAGCGUAUUGGUGAGUUUCUAGCAGAUGAGUCCUUGAACUUCAAGAGGCAAUGCAGCGAAGGUCAACUUUAGCAGUGACAUGGCCAGAGUAUGUUCAGCUUAAUGUUAAUGUUGUGGCAAUCCCUGAAGUUGUUCGCUGAAAAAUGUCAUGUUGGCAAUGGCAUGUUCGGUCAAUGCAUUAUUUUUUGUGAUUGUAUUUAAAUGAAUUGCAGUUUAAUUAUUUUUGUAUUCCUGUGAUUAUCCUAGUUGAUAGUUCUUCUGCGUGUCAAGUGUUAUGUUCUCUAGUUUUUGGUAUGGCACCGUGAAUGUUCUUUUAUAUAUAGAAGGGAUAUCAACAUGAAAAAUAGUUUUUUAUUUUA